Molecule: messenger RNA, 2577 nt
Organism: Trichoderma reesei QM6a
Lineage: Eukaryota; Fungi; Ascomycota; Sordariomycetes; Hypocreales; Hypocreaceae
Exons: 1
Coding region: 1-2577 (858 amino acids)
Molecular function (GO): protein binding
Source: RefSeq, a predicted model, not a curated record
AUGCACGCACCAAGGACCAUCUGCUCAAGAUGUGCCUCGCAGAUUCGCGCAGUCCAGGCUCGCUCCCUCGGCGGUGCGGCGCUGUUUGCGUCACUGAGUGAUGCAAAUACACCUGCCAAUGCGUCUCCAACUGCCACGCCAAACAUAACCCCGGACACUCACCCGAGGGCCUCGGAUGCGGCAAAGCGACAGCCUCACAGCAAUACCUGGGCAUCUUCCAAGCAUGAAAAGGGUCCUCGAAGGGGCAUCUACCGGCCGUCCAGCUUCUCGAGGAACAAGCCGCUACGGUCCUCGGAAGACUCCGCCAUCGCCCUCUUCAACGAUGUCGUCAGUCCGCAAGCCAAGGCAGCCUCAUCGCAGUCGCUCUCUCCCCUCGGCGAAUUCGAGAUUGCGGCAAAGAUCAAGGAUCUAUCUGCCAGAGCGGUCAAUGUCGUCAAAAAGCUCCAAAUCUUUCGCCAGGAUAUCUGGCCGCACCUCGAGCAGUUUCACAGCGGGAUGCCCAAGCAUCUACACUUGAUCUCGACUCAAUUCCUCGAGAAGUCGUGCGACGAGAUCAUCGAGCAUGGAAUCACUGGCUACGGCAUUGAGAUGUCCCGGCUUUACAGUGGUUUGGGAAAACCUGAUCUCGACUUUCGGAACAAGCUCGUCCUCAACGUUUGCCACGCACUCCUAUUUGAAAAGCGAGACUCGGCAGAUCGCACCGCCCUUAUGGAUGAACUCAUCGGCCUGUGGAAGCACAUUUCACAGCUUCACCGCCCCAGCCAACAGAAUGCACCGCUCAAGUUUUCCUUUCCCUUGGCACGAGAUGUUCGGCAAGACAUUGCCGAGAGCAAAGCGACAAACCCUCCCCUUGACUCCACGACUAGGGCUUUUGCUGCUCUCUUCCUGCAAUUUGAGCCAGUCGACGCUCGCUACAUCAUACCAGGACUCUUGACUACCAUUGCUGUUCUCUCAGAUCCACGAUUCAUCAGAACCAACACGUACACCAGCAUGGCACCGUUAUUGAAGCUGGUGGUCGUGGCCCUCGGCGGCAACAGAGACGCUGUCACCGAGACCUAUAUCUCAAAGAUGUUUGACGGCCAUGCUCGGUUCCCUGCGGCAAAAGCCUCCAACAUCAAAUCCUAUGUGCUGCAGCAGUGGCCACAAGCCAUUGAGAUGCUACACAAGGAAAACCCUCCCUGGCGUUCAGGCUCCGAGCUCGUGGCUCUGCACAGUCAGCUUCGAUCGGCAUACAUGGCCCGCGAUCUUGCCUCCAUGUCCUCCAUCUGGCUUGAGUUCAAGAGGUUGUUGGAAAACAAGCCGCAUCUUGCUAAUCAGCUGCGCAGAAAUGCCGAGUUCUUGGACUUUUGGGUCUUCGUUUGGUGCGCCUGCCGCCGCCACAGGCAUCUGCAGGAGACAUUCGACUUCAUGCAGCAGUUGCAGAUACACCCGACUCUAAAGACGUACACGGGCAUGAUGCACGGCUGGAAGUUGUGCAAGGAGACGGACCGUAUCGAAGCCCUCUGGCAGAAGUUGGCGGGCUCUGGUCAGAAGCUCGACUCCCACAUCUGGACGGAGCGCAUCUCCAGCUUGAUCGAGGCUGGCAAGCCCCAAGCCGGAAUCGAGGCGCUCGCAGAGAUGCUCGCCCUGUGGAAGCAGGCAGUGCAGAGGAACGCCCCGCACACGGCCGUGCAGCCCACCAUCGAGUCGGUCAACGCCGCCUUCAAGGGCCUCAUCGCCGUCGACCGCAAGGCCGCCUUUGAAGUACUCAAGUGGGCGAGUCGCGAGCAGAUUGAGCCCAACGUGCGGACGUACAACGUGCUGAUCCGCCAGAGCUUCCGGGACGAUUCUCCCGACGAUGUGCAGACGCUGCUCAAGGUCAUGUCCCAGAACGGCAUCGACCCGGACUCGGCCACGUUCACCAUCAUCCUGGAAGAGGUCAUUGGCAGGAUGGGCGCGGCCUCGGCAGCCGACCAGGUCGAAGCCGUCCACUCCGUCUUCCAGGACAUCCAGCGCGCCGGGCUGCGGCCCAACCAGGAGACGUACGGCAAGAUGCUCUACGCCGUGUCGUCGCUGGCCAACGGCACCGACGAGGCCAUAGCGGCCGUCUUCUCCCACAUGCGCGACGACGGCUUCAAGGUGACCCCCCACAUGGUCACCAUCCUGAUCGAGCGGGCUGUGAGCCGCGAUCCUCCCGACAUGAAGGCCAUUGACACCCUGCUUGCCGAGCACGGCUUCUCCCGCGUCAGCGACGGAGACCAAACGCUCUGGGAGCGCGUCAUGAGCGCCAACGCCGUCACGGGCAACACGGACCGCGCAAUGGCCAUCUUCCACGACUUGCAGAAGGCCGGGCGGCCCGUGACUUCGCUGGCGUGCCUGGCGGAUCUGCUGCGGGCGCUGCUGGCGGGCGACAAGCGCGAGGAGGCGCGGCAUGUCGUUGACGUGGUGCUGGACUACAAGGCAGGCGACGGCGACUGGGACGGUGACUCCAAGGAUGAGCGGUACUGGAGGCACCGCUUCUGGUUCCUGGCCGACGAGAGGGGGCUGCUCGAGGGGAGGGAGCUGCCGGACGUUUUGCGUGCAAGCCUGCGAGGAUAG